This is a messenger RNA of Caenorhabditis angaria, 607 nucleotides long. Lineage: Eukaryota; Metazoa; Nematoda; Chromadorea; Rhabditida; Rhabditidae. The record is from the annotation of a GenBank genome assembly.
AUGGGUGUUGAAUUAUCUCUUGAUCCACCAGUUUGUCCAAUUCAAGCGAUGGGUGGAAAAUCGACUCAUAAAAUGAUCAAUCAUACGGAUAAAAUUAUUGCAUUCAAGGUUGGUUUCUGGGAAAUUGGGUUGAAUGAGAUUUAAAGAAGCAGAGAGAAAAGUGGGCCUGGAAGCCUGAAGUGGACUAAAAUCCGGGCUCACUUUAGUCAUCUUGAAAAUUUUUGUUCAAAGUUUAAGCCAAAUUUCGCACCAAUGGUAUUCAAAAUGCACCUAACAAUAAAAUAGUAUCAGUUUUCUGAAAUUCAGAAAUUUUUUCAUAAAAACUAUUCCGAACCUUCCCAAUUUCCUCUCAAAUUAAAAUUUUCAGAUCAAAUCUUCAAACAAUUCAAACUACAGUGUUAAUCAAAUCUUUGGAAUCAUCAAAGUUUCCGAAACUUUCACCUUGGUCAUCACAAGAAAACCUGGAAAGCCACAAGCCGAUAAAUUAGUUAUUCAAUAUGUUGCAAUUGGUGAAGAUGUGACUGACGCCAAGGCUGUUUUUGCCACUCCAAAUCCAACUGGAGUUUUUGACGGUGAAACUAUCAUCAAAUUGUCGGCCGCUGAAUAA